AUGGCUGGCCUCCCAGAAAAUUGGGAAUGGGACUACGACGGGAAGCGAUGGUUCUACCGCUAUAAGCCCACCGGCCUAAUCCAGUUCACCUUCCCAAAGCCUGGAGACGAGUUUCCCGAAUUCGUCGACGACACCUCAGAACCCCCCGACCUCCCUCCCGAGGAGAAGCUUGUUAGCCAGCAACAGGUCAAGAGGAGGAGUACCCUGGGCGAAUCCCAGUCCAAACAAACAUCCACAGCGGCUCGGAGAGACCGGGCACCCUCGAAUGCCGUUUCUGAUAUAGAUGAUGGCGGCGGCCCGUUUUGGCUCCAGCCGGACGGCCUCAUGUAUAUGGGGCCCGGCGCUUACAAUGAUAUCAGCCCUUUGCAGGAGGAAGAGGAGGAACGCGGCUUGGGGGACGGCGGUGGCGAGGUUCUAGACGCUCCAACCCCAUCAACUGUUGCGACGAACAUGGUGGUCACGGCGGCUGCGGCGACCACCGGAGUGGCCCCUAACGAAAGCCCUGUGCCCCCGGCGCGCUCACAAAUAUCACCAGUAGCAAGCGUGAAAACUACGCCGCUUGUUAUCGACAGCCUCCCUGCCACGACAACUCCCGAGUUGGACAGUGGCGGCGUAGUCAUCGGGGCCAACGAACAUGCCCCGGCCGAUGCUGUCGGGGAGCCGCCCGAGAUCCCCCUCCUGGACAGUCGACAGAUCCCAUACAACCCGAUCGGUUUCAUGGCGGAACUUCCCAGCGAGUUUACGGCUCAGUGUGACGAGGAGAUCAACCCGGCCCCCGUGGAGAUGCCCAGCAAUGAAGUUAUGAUUGACACAUCAGAACCAGCACCCUAUGCCAAUGCGUUUCACUUCGCCCCGGUCGAGCUUCCAUUAAACGAAGCGCGCAUCGCAAGGAACCCCCUCGGUGACGUGGCCGAGGAAAAAUCCAUAGCGACACAGGUCCCAUUGCGGGAAAAACAAGAACAGCAGCAGAGAGCACACCAGGCGGUCCGGGAGUUGCUCAACCGACCAUACAAGCCUGUUCGUCAAAGCUCCCUGCCUCAAUCUGUAAGCGCUCUGGACCAACCCUCGAAUCCUGCCGCCUCCGGUCCAACACCAGGGAAGUAUCAGGCAUAUAAUCCGGCGAAACACGCCCUGCACGGAGUUGCCGCCGCGAACCGGUCUUCGACCGUCGAGCCGCGGGAUCGUCAGCCAUUGCCAGUUGACGAUAAUAAACGGCACACCUUUGCGGGGCCGCCGCCGCCGCAGUUUCGGAUGUCCGAAGUCACUCCUGCGCUGCAGCCGGCCGAUGUGCGUCCUCUUGAUUCACCCGACAGCGUCGCGCAAACCACGGUUCCUCGUUCUUCCCGACCACGUCCUGAGAGCAUCUCCGGCCCCAUCACCCAGGCAAAUUCCGGUGGCCUCGCCCAUUUCCCUUCGGUCCUCCAACCCGCCCGCGGCCGCCCCGUCCUGCGCAAUCAAACACCCCCUCAAAGCCAAGGGGCCAGUCCGGCCCGGUCAUACCAAGCCUAUAGGCCAUACCGUGACUUACAACGGGACAUCGAGGAUACGGUCCAGCUUCUAUCCAAGAGCGGAUACGGCCAAGGAGCCACGGCAGCCCCCGAGGCAUCUGACCCCAUGAGGCCUCGGAUUUCUAGGACAAGUACGCUGCCGACACAUCUUCCCGCGCUCCCAUUCAUGGGCGUCCGCCCGCAUCUACCGCACUCGGUCACGAGCGAGGGUUUACAGUCCAGUCAAGCGCCUUCCAGCGAGUCCACUGGCGUCCCAUCUGGAAGAGAGGCCGGGAUCGUACCCACACAGCCAUACCCUGGCCCUCUACCGCCCUCGGGCUCGGACAUACCGCAACCCCUCAAUCUAUCACGCAAGUCACCACCACCUCAGAACAGCGCGCCAACCUUUGCUUCUACAAUUGAGUCAUCAAUCACAGCUAAGCCGGGGCCCAUACCGGGGGCCGUACCGGGGAAGACUACCCCUGCGCCCUCCGGUACUACAAUCGCUUCUGCUCCGGUGGCCAGCUCG
This is a messenger RNA of Chaetomium fimeti, 2016 nucleotides long. RefSeq lists its product as uncharacterized. NCBI's taxonomy places the organism in Eukaryota, Fungi, Ascomycota, Sordariomycetes, Sordariales, Chaetomiaceae. The transcript has a single exon. The annotation marks the transcript as partial. The record is from RefSeq and is a predicted model, not a curated record.